Fusarium pseudograminearum CS3096 is the source of this 1500-nucleotide messenger RNA. RefSeq lists its product as uncharacterized. Bases 1 to 1500 code for a protein of 499 amino acids. The record is from RefSeq and is a predicted model, not a curated record. Gene Ontology annotation, molecular function: pyridoxal phosphate binding; carboxy-lyase activity. Gene Ontology annotation, biological process: carboxylic acid metabolic process. Lineage: Eukaryota; Fungi; Ascomycota; Sordariomycetes; Hypocreales; Nectriaceae. The transcript has 3 exons.
AUGAGUGACUUAUUCAACCUUGAAGCUCAACGGGCCCGUCUGUCUCGGCGUCAGGGCCCCGAGCCUGGCUCCGCUCCAACUCCCACUCUCCCAGAGGCCUCGGCCAUUCAAACAGCUGAAGCCAAGCUUCCACGUCCAGACUUGGAAGGUUAUCUUCAAGGCAUCUCCCAGGAAGACGUUGUGCGCCAUAUCAUCGAGGACAUCGUUCCCGCUUGUAACGGCCAGGGCAGCUCAUCUCGAUACUAUGGCUUCGUCACAGGAGGCACUCUGCCCAUUGCCGAAUGGGCAGAUAACGUAGUCUCUCGAAUGGACCAGAACGUGCAGGUUCAUCUCCCAGCGCAGACUAUUGCCACAACGUUGGAGGAUUCAGCGCUUCAGAUGCUUGUUUCGCUCCUCAAACUCGGCGAUUGGAAGGGCCGGACUUUUACGACUGGAGCUACCGGCAGCAAUGUUCUAGGUCUUGCAUGCGGCAGGGAAGCCAUCUUGGAAAAGCGAGGACAAAGCGUCGGCGAGGUUGGCUUACUGGCGGCAUGUCUUUCAGCUGGUGUCAAGGAGCUCCAGAUCCUCACAAGUGCAGGCCACAGCUCCUUGUCCAAGGCAGCCAGUAUAGUUGGCUUCGGUCGAGAUUCCGUAAAGGAGCUGAGACUUAGCGAGAGUGAGCCAUGGAGGCUAAAUCUUGACGCUUUGGAGAAGGAACUUCAGAAGAGCGACGUGGCCAGUGUGAUUGCGCUGAGCGCUGGUGAAGUCAACACAGGUCGUUAUGCCUUAACAGGCAUUGAGGAGAUGCGCAGAGUGAGGGAAUUGGCGGAUAAGUAUGGAGCGUGGAUCCAUGUUGAUGGAGCUUUCGGUAUCUUUGCUCGUGUUCUUCCUGAGCAGGACGAUUACAAGACUCUUCACAAGCGUGUAGAGGGUGUUGAGCUGGCGGAUAGUAUCACUGUCGAUGGUCACAAGAUUCUCAAUGUCCCCUACGACUGUGGCAUGUUCUUCACUCGAUCACCCGCCAUUCUCCAAUCUGUCUUUACGAACCCUAAUGCAGCAUAUCUCUCAGGCGGCGCAUCCACCAUCCCCUCGCCUCUCAACAUCGGUCUCGAAAACUCACGCCGCUUCCGCGCUCUUCCAGCCUACGCUGUUCUCCUCAGUGAAGGCCGUCCAGGAAUGGCGAAACUAAUCGAUAAUAUGAUAACUCUAUCCCGUCAAGUUGCAGCUUUCCUCAGGGAUUCAGAACACUACGAGCUGCUCCCCGAAGAUGGAGCUGGCUUAGAUGAGGUCUUCAUGAUUGUUCUGUUCCGCGCCAAGGAUCCCAAGUUGAACGAAAACUUGGUGCAGAAGAUCAAUGAGACGAGACAGAUGUAUGUGAGUGGCACGAGCUGGAAGGGCGAGAAGGCAGUGCGUGUGGCUAUAUCUAACUGGAUGGUGGAUGUGGACAAUGACUUUAAGGUUGUGACUUCUAUCUUGACUCGCGUAGCUGAGGGUAAAGAGUUCAACAUCGAGGACUGUUAA